AUGGAUCCCAAACUCACAGGUCAAAUUCUUGCUCAAACAGUCAAACAUUUCAUUAAAGCCAAUAACUUAGACUCAAAACUAUGUGUGGGCAUUGGUACUGAUACGUGUAACCUAAUGUUAGGUGAACAAAAGGGCACUGUAAUGGAAUUACAAAAAUGCUCUAAAAAGCCCAUGCGCAAAUCAUACGUUGAAUCUUUCGACUUCAAAAAGCAGCAGUGUCCAUGCAUUGUACAAGAAAGAGGCGCAAAUUCCGAAAAACACUUUAGAAUACUAUUCGCAUCUAUAAUGAAAUCACAUGCAACCCUAGGUGUUGAACUGUCUGUGCCAAGAAUAACAAGCAGGCAAAUAAACAGACCGAACAUAGUUACGUCUGACAAGGAAAAUCAUUACAGACUGAACCUAUAUGUCCCUUUGCUAGACAAUAUAUUACAGGAUUUGGUAUACCGGCUCAAUGAAGAAUCUUUGAAUACGAGUUCUAGCCUAUUCGGCCACGAGAGUGAUAUAAACAUGCUCAAAUUUAUAAUAAAACAUAUAGAUCCGCUGCUAGCAAUAUUGUAUAGAUCCACAUACAUACAGGUAACAGGGCCCUACUCAAAACCAGGAAAUUAUAAUAGAAGAACCAAGAUUAGGGAGGAACGGGGAUACACGUUUCACGUCAAGGUGCCGGUCAUGACGACUUUAAAGACAGACAACACAGGCAACGGUUGGUAG
Acanthoscelides obtectus is the source of this 711-nucleotide messenger RNA. Lineage: Eukaryota; Metazoa; Arthropoda; Insecta; Coleoptera; Chrysomelidae. The record is from the annotation of a GenBank genome assembly.